AUGACGCAGACCCUCCACCCCGGCGCGCAAUCGGGCUUCGCCGACGCCUCGAGCUACGAGGCCCACCGGCCCUCCUACCCUACGGCGACGGUGACGGCGUUCCUCGAAAAGCUGGGCCUCGCGGGCCAGCGGGGCGCGCGCGUGCUCGACCUCGCCGCCGGCACGGGCAAGCUGACCGAGGUGCUCGCGGCGCGGGACGAGGGGUUCGAGAUUGUGGGCGUCGAGCCGCACGCGGGGAUGCGCGGCGAACUGGCGCGCAAGGGACUGGCCGGCGUCGAGGUCCGGGACGGGUUCGCCGAGGGGAUCCCGCUCGGGGACGGGUGGGGGGACGGGUGCGUCGUCGCGCAGGCUUUCCACUGGUUCGCGAACGAGAAGGCGUUACGGGAGAUUCACCGGGUGCUGAAGCCGCGGUCGUCGCUGGGGUUGAUCUGGAACAUUGAGGAUUAUAACAAGCCUGCGGCGUGGACGGCGUCGACGCAGUGGGAGCAGCGCCUCAACGAGCUCAUCCACUCGCUCGACGGCGACGGACAGGCGCGGUUCCGGAACGAUGCGUGGCGGGCGUGCUUUGACUCGCAGGCGGCGAACCCGCUCAAGACGGUGGCCGAGUAUGGGUUGCCGGGGCUCGCGACGGCCGACGACGGCAAGGCGCCCUGGUUCUCGGUGCCGAUCGGCGAGGACAGCGUGCCUUUCACGGUGUGGCUGACGGAGGAGGCGCUGUGGAAGAGGCUGUCGACGCUGAGCCAGGUGGCCGUACUCGACGGGGACGAGCUAUCGCGAUUUCGGGCGCGGCUGGCGGGGAUGCUCAGGGAGGAGAGCGUCGAGAGGAAUGACAAGGGCGAGGUGGCGCUGCAUGGAAAGACAUUUUUUGCAUGGACUUCGCGGCUCUAG
Messenger RNA from Verticillium dahliae VdLs.17, 888 nucleotides. Its product is annotated as methyltransferase. The record is from RefSeq and is a predicted model, not a curated record. Bases 1 to 888 code for a protein of 295 amino acids. Gene Ontology annotation, molecular function: S-adenosylmethionine-dependent methyltransferase activity. The transcript is spliced from 2 exons. NCBI's taxonomy places the organism in Eukaryota, Fungi, Ascomycota, Sordariomycetes, Glomerellales, Plectosphaerellaceae.